UGUUGCUGUGAACUUGUCACAUUAUAUAUAAUUACGUUAAAAAGGUGAGAGUAGGAAAUAGGCACUUAUUAAAAGUCUGAAGCUCUGAAAUCAGAACACUGGAGCCCAAAGACAAUGAAGAGAGUGGGAGAAGAGGUGAUGAAGAAGUGGAUAAGAGAGAAGGAGAAGUAGGAGAAGAAGGGGAGAUGGCUACUGGAGAAGUGGUGAAGAGGGCAGAGUGUGGAUGUUGUGGGAUGUGGGAGGAGUGCACAGUGGACUACAUAGGAUGGGUGAAGGAGAGGUUCGGUGGCAUAUGGGUUUGUGGCCUCUGCGAAGAAGCCAUCAAGGAUGAGCAAGCAAGGCUUGGUGUGGGCGUUGAGGUUGCUCUGAGGGUCCAUGCCAUGUUUUUGGAGACAGCCCAACCUGAUCCUGCCAUUUGCAUCGCUGGUUCCAUCAUCCAUCUUCUCAAGAAGAUCUUGUCUUCCUCUUCCUCUACUUCUUCCUCCAAUGCUUCUCAACCUUCAAAUUCUCCCUUGUAGCUCCUCACCCACAAAGCUAAUACUUUACAUGUUUCUUAGUUGUCUUGUUCCUAGCUUGACAAAGCUCUGCUACUAGCCAUUAACAGUAAGUAGUCCGUACUAUAAUAAUGUAAAGGGGCUAAUUGAACAUCAAUCAUGCAAGUCUAACUUUUACUUAA
This is a messenger RNA of Telopea speciosissima, 676 nucleotides long. RefSeq lists its product as uncharacterized. NCBI's taxonomy places the organism in Eukaryota, Viridiplantae, Streptophyta, Magnoliopsida, Proteales, Proteaceae. The coding region runs from base 186 to 518 and encodes 110 amino acids. The transcript has a single exon. The record is from RefSeq and is a predicted model, not a curated record.